Molecule: messenger RNA, 1431 nt
Organism: Arctia plantaginis
Lineage: Eukaryota; Metazoa; Arthropoda; Insecta; Lepidoptera; Erebidae
Source: the annotation of a GenBank genome assembly
AUGGGAAUCAAAUUCCUCGAAGUUAUAAAGCCGUUUUGCAGUAUAUUGCCAGAAAUAGCAAAACCAGAAAGAAAGAUCCAAUUCCGCGAGAAAGUAUUAUGGACUGCAAUCACAUUAUUUAUUUUCUUAGUAUGCUGUCAGAUUCCCCUAUUCGGUAUAAUGUCAUCAGACAGUGCAGAUCCCUUCUAUUGGAUUCGUGUUAUUCUUGCAUCAAAUAGAGGAACACUUAUGGAACUCGGCAUAUCUCCUAUUGUAACGUCAGGUCUUAUCAUGCAAUUGUUAGCUGGUGCAAAAAUCAUAGAAGUUGGUGAUACUCCUAAAGACAGAGCAUUAUUUAAUGGUGCUCAGAAAUUAUUUGGUAUGGUGAUCACAGUAGGUCAAGCUAUUGUGUAUGUCAUGACUGGUAUGUACGGCGAACCCAGCGAAAUUGGUGCUGGUGUCUGUCUGCUCAUCAUCAUCCAACUGUUUGUUGCUGGUCUCAUUGUGUUGCUGCUCGAUGAGUUGCUACAAAAAGGUUACGGUCUUGGUUCCGGUAUUUCUCUCUUCAUUGCGACGAACAUUUGUGAAACCAUCGUCUGGAAGGCAUUCUCUCCUGCUACUGUAAACACUGGUCGCGGCACAGAAUUCGAAGGCGCUGUGAUAGCACUGUUCCACCUGUUGGCCACGCGCCCGGACAAGGUUCGAGCCCUACGUGAGGCUUUCUACCGCCAGAACCUGCCCAACUUGAUGAACCUGCUCGCCACUGUGCUCGUCUUUGCGAUAGUAAUAUACUUCCAAGGCUUCCGCGUCGACCUGCCCAUCAAGUCAGCGCGGUACCGCGGCCAGUACUCGUCGUACCCCAUCAAGCUGUUCUACACCUCCAACAUUCCUAUCAUCCUGCAAUCUGCUCUGGUUUCUAAUCUCUACGUUAUUUCACAGAUGUUGGCCGUGAAGUUUAGCGGUAACUUCCUGGUGAAUCUGCUUGGCGUGUGGGCCGACGUGGGCGGCGGCGGGCCGGCCCGCGCCUACCCCGUAGGGGGUCUGUGCUACUACUUCAGCCCGCCUGAGUCGCUCUCACACAUCGCUCAAGACCCUCUGCACGCCGUCUUGUACAUGUUCUUCAUGUUGGGCUCCUGUGCGUUCUUCUCUAAGACCUGGAUCGAUGUUUCCGGAUCUUCUGCUAAGGAUGUCGCCAAGCAACUGAAAGAGCAGCAGAUGGUGAUGCGCGGCCACCGCGACAACUCGAUGAUCCACGAGCUGAACCGCUACAUCCCGACGGCGGCGGCGUUCGGCGGGCUGUGCAUCGGCGCGCUGUCCGUGCUCGCCGACUUCCUCGGCGCCAUCGGCUCCGGCACCGGUAUCCUGCUCGCCGUCACCAUCAUCUACCAGUACUUCGAGAUCUUCGUCAAGGAGCAGGCCGAGAUGGGCGGCAUGAGUACACUCCUCUUCUAA